This is a messenger RNA of Branchiostoma floridae (Florida lancelet), 6296 nucleotides long. RefSeq names its product RNA polymerase II subunit A C-terminal domain phosphatase-like. Bases 38 to 4789 code for a protein of 1583 amino acids. Gene Ontology annotation, cellular component: nucleus. Lineage: Eukaryota; Metazoa; Chordata; Leptocardii; Amphioxiformes; Branchiostomatidae. The transcript has 7 exons. The record is from RefSeq and is a predicted model, not a curated record. Gene Ontology annotation, molecular function: RNA polymerase II CTD heptapeptide repeat phosphatase activity.
UCAACAUGGAGGUGAUGCUACGAUCUCCCGCGCGAAAAUGAAGGAGACUGUGACUUUCCCGGGCUCGUCGACAGCCCGGCUGGUCAAGUGGAAGGUCCAGCCGGGCGACAGCGUGUACCAGGGCACUGUCCUCGCCGUCUGCGGGGCCACAGACGAGGGGGACCGCGCUGACAAUGCGGAGGAGUCGUCGGAGUCGCAGGGUGGGAGGGGGGCGACUGGCGGGCAGGGGAGAGAGGUGAAGAUCCGAGCGGACAGGGUGGGGGUGGUGCUGCAGCUGAGACGGGCGGUGGGGGACGUCGUCUCGCCCGGGACGGCCCUGCUGGACAUCGAGGCCAAAUGUCUGCACCGUACUGUGAUCUGGGACAUGUGUGCUGAGUGUGGGGAGGACCUCAGGAAGGAGGAUGGUCCGUCAGCCCGCUCCCCCAAACAGGGCUCCCCCAAACCUGCGGACACCACAGCAGCAUCAGUCAGCAUGGUGCACACUGUUCCUGGCCUCAGGGUCACGCAGGAGGAAGCCCGACUCCUGGCACAGAGGGAGGAGAAACAACUUUUGGACAACCGUAAGCUGGUACUGAUGGUAGACCUGGACCAGACUCUUAUCCACUCUGCUCAGGAGCCUGUGGAUCCCAGGCUAGUCAAUGGAGUCAGGGACAUCUACACACACGGCAGCCGACCAGAGAUGUUCACGCGGCUGCGCCCCCACACCAGCGACUUCCUGCAGUACGUCUCGCAGUUCUACGAGCUCCACGUCUUCUCCUUCGGGAACCGUGAGUAUGCCCACAAGGUCGCGACCUUCCUGGACCCCAAGGGCAAGCUGUUCUACCAGCGCAUCCUGUCGCGGGACGAGAGUGAGGACCUGAACCGUAAGAACGCCAACCUCAGGUCCCUGUUUCCAUGUGGUGACUCCAUGGUGGCCAUCAUCGACGACCGCGCGGAUGUCUGGGACGACGCCCCGAACCUGGUCCGCGUGAAGAAGUACGAGUACUUCAUGGGGGUCGGGGAUGUCAACGACCCCAACGCCUCCCCUCUCCGACAGACCAAGGCUAAACAACCUGCUAGCUCGAGAGGAGACGCAGGGAAGCCAAACGAUACAGCUGACGAAAAACAAGAAAAAUCUGAACAAUCCACGAACUCGAAAGAAGAGUCAGGUAACAAACCUGCAGAUGCCUCUGUUGAGGAAAACGAUAAAGUAGAAGACAAACCAGGAGGGAACAAUGAAGACCUUUCUGAUACGAAGGACAAAAUGUCUGACGAGAAGGGUGUUGAUGAAGAUAUGAAAGAUAAUGCAGAUUCUGCGGCUCAGGAAAGCAUGGAGGUGACUUCAUGCGAGGAGAAAACAAACGCAACUGUCGAAGGAAAAGAUCAGGAACAAAAUGUUAAUGAUACCACAAAGGCUGACGUUGUGGAUGUUUCCUCCAAGGAAGGAGAAGAAGAAAAUCCUGAGGCAGGUUCCAAAAGAGAGGGUGAAACGUCGUCGUCGUCUUUGAAUCCAGAAAAAGUGGAAGACAAAGACGCGACGGAAACAACGACAGAGACAGCAGAAGCUAACCAACAGACAGACGCCGAGCUCGAGCCUGAAGAGGUUGGACACAUAGAUGAGGACGACUAUCUUCUUCAUCUGCAGGACAUUCUCGUACGGAUCCAUCACACGUUUUACGAGGCGUACGACAAGUACAAGGCGGGGUCGCUCUCUAGCGCCCCCGACGUCAAACUCAUUGUCCCAUUUCUGCGUAAACAGACCCUGCGGGGGGCUGUGCUCCUGUUCAGUGGGGUGAUCCCAACCAACAUAGUUCCGGAGAAGUCGCCCGAAUUCCGAGCAGCAACUCUCAUGGGAGCUCGCGUCGUGCGGAAGUUCUUCCCGCCCGGGAAGGAUGGCGGAAGCGAGCAGGAUAAGGGCGGUACGACUCACCUUGUGGCGGCGAACCUGCGAACGGAGAAGGCGAGGGUUAUACAGGAGUGGAACUCGACGCGGGGGCGAGGCAGCCAGGUGUGCAUCGUGGACAGGGCGUGGCUCUGGUGUUGCUGGGAGCGCUGGGAGCAUGUGGACGAGCGGAUAUUCCCCGUCGUGGACAGCUCCCCCGCCAAGCGGGAAAACCUCAUCGCCGGGACCGUACCACUGCUCCCGACGGGGGAGGCCAGGCCUGCAACCACUGCAGACGCACAGCCAACAAGCCAAGACGACCAGUCUUCCCCACAUGUUCCUGUAAGGGAGGAAGCAGACAGCUCUCUACAGCACGAUGGGAACGCGGAACAAGAGACAGACUCUGAUAGACAGGUUCAAGCACAAAACCAACCUGUGGACACCCCACCCAUACCAACACAACCAGUGGCUCACCAGAAUCUAGUGGAAGAAGUUGCAACAUACGAUCCCGUCACGGGGAAAAGAGUUCGCAGGCAUCCUUACAUGUACCAGCACUACCCGUAUCCCCCUCAGCACGUAAUGUACCCUCCCACCCACGGCAUGUAUCCUACAGAACUGGAGUUCAACCAUCCCGAGAUUAGGGGUGACCACAGGUUCGUCCCCCACCCCUACCCCGAGAAACCCCACAAAGAUGCGAGUUCGGCAGACGGCGAAGAACCGACCUCAUCGCGCGGCACACGGAAACGUCGGCUUUCCACGAUAGCAGAGACAAAUCCGCUCAUGGCUUUCUCCUCAGAAGACAUUGCCAACAUGGACAAGGAAGUAGAGGAAGCCUUUAGUGAAGACAGCGACAGUGAAUCAGAGGGGGAGGGGGGCAGGGGAGAGCGAGAGGGGGAUAGGGGAGAGGACAGUAGAGGGUCUUCAGACACUGUGGUGAGUAAGAAAAGAAAAAGGGAGGAGGAGGAUGGAGAAAAUGGCUCCUCUGGUAGCAGUAGCGACUCAGAGGCCGAUGAAAUGGCUGCUGCACUAGAGGCAGAGUUCUUCUAUUUUACAGGACCAGGCCAAGCCAAGGCUAAACAACCUGCUAGCUCGAAAGGAGACGCGGGGAAACCGGAUGACACAGCAGACGAAAAACAAGAAAAAUCUGAACAAUCCACGAACUCGAAAGAAGAGUCAGGUAACAAAGCUGCUUCUGUUGAGGAAAACGAUAAAGGAGAAGACAAACCAGGAGGGAACAAUGAAGACCUUUCUGAUACGAAGGACAAAACGUCUGACGAGAAGGGUGGUGAUGAAGAUAUGAAAGAUAUUGCAGAUUCUGCGGCUCAGGAAAGCAUGGAGGUGAUUACAAGUGAGGAGAAAACAAACGCAACUGUCGACGGAAAAGAUCAGGAACUAAAUGUUAAUGAUACCACAAAGGCUGCUGUUGUGGAUGUUUCCUCCAAGGAAAGAGAAGAAGAAAACCCCGAGACAGGUUCCAAAAGAGAGGGUGAAACGUCGUCGUCGUCUUCGAAUCCAGAAAAAGUGGAAGACAAAGACGCGACGGAAACAGCUACAGAGACAGCAGAAGCGAACCAACAGACGGACGCUGAGCUCGAGCCUGAAGAGGUUGGACACAUAGAUGAGGACGAUUAUCUUCUUCAUCUGCAGGACAUUCUCGUUCGUAUCCAUCACACGUUUUACGAGGCGUACGACAAGUACAAGGCGGGGUCGCUCUCUAGCGCCCCUGACGUCAAACUCAUUGUCCCAUUCCUGCGUAAACAGACCCUGCGGGGGGCCGUGCUCCUGUUUAGUGGAGUGAUCCCUACCAACAUAGUCCCUGAGAAGUCGCCCGAAUUCCGAGCAGCAACUCUCAUGGGAGCUCGCGUCGUGCGGAAGUUCUUCCCGCCCGGGAAGGAUGGUGGAAGCGAGCAGGAUAAGGGCGGUACGACUCACCUCGUCGCGGCGAACCUGCGGACGGAGAAGGCGAGGGUUAUACAGGAGUGGAACUCGACGCGGGGGCGGGGCAGCCAGGUGUGCAUCGUGGACAGGGCGUGGCUCUGGUGCUGCUGGGAACGCUGGGAGCACGUGGACGAGCGGAUAUUCCCCGUCGUGGACAGCUCCCCCGCCAAGCGGGAAAACCUCAUCGCCGGGACCGUACCACUGCUCCCGACGGGGGAGGCCAGGCCUGCAGACGCACAGCCAACCAACGAAGACGUUCAGUCUUUACCACAUGUUCCUGUAAGAGAGGAAGCAGACAGCUCUCUACAGCACGAUGGGAACGCGGAACAAGAGACAGACUCUGAUAGGCAGGAGAUGGUACAAGCACAAAACCAACCUGUGGACACCCCUCCCGUACCAACACAACCGGUGGCUCACCAGAAUCCGGUGGAGGAAGUUGCAACAUACGAUCCCGUCACGGGGAAAAGAGUCCGCAGGCAUCCUUACAUGUACCAGCAAUACCCGUACCCCCCUCAGCACGUAAUGUACCCUCCCACCCACGGCAUGUACCCUACAGAACUGGAGUUCAACCAUCCCGAGAUAAGGGGUGACCACAGGUUCGUCCCCCACCCUUAUCCCGAGAAACCCCACAAGGAUGCGAGCUCUGCGGACGGCGAAGAACCGACCUCAUCGCGCGGGCCACGGAAACGUCGGCUUUCCACUAUAGCGGAGACAAAUCCGCUCAUGGCUUUCUCCUCAGAAGACAUUGCCAACAUGGACAAGGAAGUGGAGGAAGCCUUUAGUGAAGACAGCGACAGUGAAUCAGAGGGGGAGGGGGGCAGGGGAGAGCGAGAUGGGGAUAGGGGAGAGGACAGUAGAGGGUCUUCAGACACUGUGGUUAGUAAGAAAAGAAAAAGGGAGGAGGAGGAUGGAGAAAAUGGCUCCUCUGGUAGCAGUAGUGACUCAGAGGCCGAUGAAAUGGCUGCUGCACUAGAGGCAGAGUUCUUCUAAUGUCCAUAGUGUAGCAUGUUUCUAACAGAGUAGUGUUAUAGUCAUGUGUAAUGUUUGUAAAAAAAGAUUUAUAAAAACAUGUUGCUGUAAAUGCAUUUAAGUUCGCGACAGUUUUAUGUUUCUGGAUUUUCCUGUUGGCAGCUUCACCGCAAACUCAAAACCACCACAGAAAGUUUUGUUCUAUCGUCUGGACGCCUACCCUUUGUCUUAAGUGCUACAUGUACAUAUUAUACAUUGUACAGUAAUAUGAUAUGAUGGAGGCAACUGUAGUACCCUUGCCCAGUGGCUAGUAGGCGGUUUCCGUAAAGAUAUUAAUAAUUCUCUCAUCUAACUAUGGCGUGUGUGCAAACUGAAAACCACUGUGAACGCUCCAUAUAUUCUCCUUACUGCAAAAUAAAACACCGCAAACUUAAAUGCAUUUACAGUAUAUAAUUGGCCACUUUAAACUUGGAAAGAUGUUAGAAACUUUGACAUGUCUGAUGGCAAAGUUUUAAAGUCAGCAAUUAAUGAUAAAAAGAUCAACUGCGUUAUAAAGGAAAGCAUAUUUUUCUCAUGACUUGAAAUUUCUAAUCCGGUAACAAAAAAGCUCAAGGGUUUGCUUCCCUUGAAAGAUAAAGGAUGUCUUUCCAAGUGUAAAAAUUGCCGUAAUAAAUAGUGUUUUGUUAUAUGUAAAUAUACAGAGCCGCCAAGUUGGACAAGACUUUCAGAUUCGAAUCAAGUUAAAGCAGAGGGCUAGGAAGUUACUGUAUCAGGAAAAGUAAGUUUUGAUACACUUUUUGUACUUAAGGGCUGUUGUAUCUUUCAAGAACACCAAUCUCCUUGAAACUUGAGAAAUGGAUCGGCCAAAUCAGACUUUCACUUUAGACGAUACCUGUAGUUUGGCAAGUCUUCAAACGAUAGUACCGUAUAGUAACACUUGUGUGUGAGUUCAUAUAUUUUAUAUACAGGCCAUAUUGAUUCAGUUAUAUGGAUGACAUCCUUUUUGAACCCCAAAAUUGAUGCAAAAAAUGUUUGUCAUGAAAAAAAGUUGCCAUCACUAUGAAAUUUAAGUGGUCAGGAAGGUUGAACAAGUGACGAAACAUACAGAGUAUUUUCUGAAUAGAUCCUUCAUUUUUCCUCUUUCACAUCUUUGACUUUUACAACGGUACUAUGCAUUUUUCCGAUGUUUUUAUUUUGUUUACAAACUAUGGCAUACAUUUGGUCAUUUUGCGGCUGCAUUGUAAAAAUUACAGUCUGGUAGGAAACUUUUUUCUGGAGAUGGACAAAAAUUUAUGCACGUAGGGAUGUCUUCCGUAUAAUCAAAUGAACAUGACCUUAUUCAUGUAGGGACCAACAACCAUUCGGGUUGGCUAGAAAAUGUAGUAAGAAUUUUUUGCUUUUUUUCUACAGCACGUGAAUUCUCUACAAUUUUUUCAACCAACAAAUUGUACAAUUUUAUAUUCAUGCAAUAUGGUAAAGCAUUGUCAGAAGAUGCAUUUUUGUACAUCUGUGAUUAUAUGUCCAACAA